GUGAAUUCUGAUAUACAAUGUUGUACAGCCAGUCAAAGACAAGCAACGCCACAUAGUGCUUCAAGUUCGACAUCCAGGAGUGGAUCCGCCCGGGCGAGGCACCGCACAUAGUCUCCAGGUCCAGGCCCUGGACGGGGCAGCGGGGUGAUAAUGCAAUAUCAUGAGAUAUGUCCCCGUAUAUGAGGCAUCUCCCAGAGUCCUGUGCUCGUGGCUUUUCGUCCCCGGCGCUCUCAAAUGCGACAGGACCCUGCUGAUAUCCCGCCGCCCACUGAUCGUUCCAUACAAGCUCAACACUAUGGUGGAAUUCAUAGAGAUCAACGGUGCACGGUUGGCAUACCGUCUAGUGGGCGUCGAGAAUGCGCCUUUGAUAAUUACACUCCACGGCGGCCGAGGGUUCGGCGACCACAAAUCCGACUUUACGGCCUACUCGCCGCUGGCCGACGCCUUUCGUGUCCUGUCUUUCGACUUCCGCGGCCACGGCCAGAGCUCCCACACAAGGCCGUACACGUUCGACCAGAUCGUGCAAGACAUUGAAGGGUUGCGACGACAUUUCGCCAGACCUGAUGGUCGGGUCAUCAUAUGUGGUGGUAGCUUUGGCGGGUACCUAGCCCAGCAAUAUGCCAUCAAACAUGCAUCGCACAUUUCUCAUCUCAUCCUGCGUGGAACGGCGCCCUCGCAUCACCAUGAGGAAAGGGCAAUUAAAGUCCUUGAGCAGAGAUUGCACAAGGCUCCAAGUCUCUCAGUGGACAUGCUGCGAAACAAGAUCUUCGAUCGGUUCGAGAGUGAUCUCGAAUUCCAACUGGUCAUGCACGCGGCGGCACCAUUGUACAGCGAGGCCUUUGAUCCUGACCGAGCUCUGAGGAAGAGCCUAGAGACAAAGUUCUCCGCGGAAGCGCACAAUGAUCUGUACUCGAAAUCCGAAAAGUUUUUCGACUACCGAGACUCGUUAGACAAGAUCACCGCCAAAACGUUGGUGAUUGUGGGUGAGCAGGACUGGAUCUGUCCGCCAGCAGAAUCCGAGUUCAUAGCAUCACACAUUCCUGGGGCUCGUUUGAGGGUUUUCCAGAAUGCAAAUCACAACGUCCAUCUGGAGCAGAAUGCGGCAGUCAUAGCAGAGAUACGGCAGCAUCUGAAAAUGACGAGUUAAUUCGGGAUUGGCUUGAUGCUGAACAACUUUCGGCUUUCUUGUGUUGGGAUCAAUGCUUGGGCCAGAAGCACAACACUUAUCAGCGCACUCGGUCAGUACAGAAAUCCAAGGUCGACGUAGCUCGGUUGGAGCAUUGCUGGUCGGGUUGCGGUCGAUCGGGAAUGAAUGGCGUCCUUAGACUGCACACCGUGGCUCGAGAACUCAAUCGAUUUUGGCCCAAUAUCCCAGUCGACAUACUGAUAACAAGUGCUUUUACCCAGAAGAUCACGACAAACAGCGACAAGGUCCCUUUUCAGGCAUUGCAACCUUGUCUGAUGGUCGGAGAGUCGAAGGUCGGCCGGUUGCUGGGAGAACGGUAAGCUGCUUGUUGACGCGCCCGCGCUGUUUGAGAUGAGUGACUUGUAUUCCCGCAUUGUCCGUGCUGCAUGAUGAGCUUUGCUCCAUGCAACAGGAAAGGCUUCCAGCAGGUGGAUAGAAUCAAGAAUGUCUUCCGCUGUCGAAAGGUCGUAGCAAUAUAGAAGGACCAAGCACACAGGCAUCAGCCGGCACAGCGUUAUGGCGUUGAGCGGGAGCUGACCAUCUGCAAGCAAUACCUUGUUAUAUUGGACGUGUUUCCGGAGGAAAUCGAAAUACUCGAUCUUGGAGACGUAGCUCGCCCCUGAAUUGAAGUGGCACGGGUAGUACAGAAUCAGCAGGAGAUGGUAGUAUCUCGCAUUGAGCCACGUGAUGGAGUUGUGGAUGGGAAUGUUAUCUUCUUCCGGCAGUGAAAUCAAGCAACCGUUGCCGUACCAGUUGGCGAUUUCUAAGCGGAGUCGAGAUAUGAUGGCGGCGCGGUCUAAUGCAGCCAG
Messenger RNA from Exophiala dermatitidis NIH/UT8656, 1995 nucleotides. RefSeq names its product proline iminopeptidase. Gene Ontology annotation, molecular function: peptidase activity. NCBI's taxonomy places the organism in Eukaryota, Fungi, Ascomycota, Eurotiomycetes, Chaetothyriales, Herpotrichiellaceae. The record is from RefSeq and is a predicted model, not a curated record. Gene Ontology annotation, biological process: proteolysis. The transcript is spliced from 4 exons. Bases 161 to 1147 code for a protein of 328 amino acids.